UAAAAAUAGGCCACGUGGGAGAUAACGCGAUUCUAUAUAAGUUGAAAGUGAAGAAUUAGACUAAAGUUUUUUUCAAAGGCUAUUUAAUGAUUCGACAAGCUCGAGUGUCCCAUUUUACCGCAUGCUAUGACCAAACACUAACCCGCUUCUAUGCAAUCGAACUAUUUAAGGCGGGAAUUGUUUAUUUGUACUUAAUUUACAACUGCUUGUUGCCAUGGACGCCUCUGAGUUUCGAGCCAGCGCACGUGAGAUGAUUGACAUCGUCACAGACUACCUGGAGAACAUCCGAGAGCGCCCCGUGUUUCCUGACGUCACACCCGGGUACCUGAGACAGAUGUUACCGCCACGCGCGCCAGAUGAGGGGGAGACAUGGGACGAGGUCAAGAACGAUUUGGAACGUGUGAUCAUGUCUGGGGUGAGUUAAGCACAGUUUAGAGGAAGAUUUGGAAGUGUGAUAAUAUCUGGGGUGAGUUAAGCAAAGUUUAGAGGAAGAUUUGGAACGUGUGAUAAUAUCUGGGGUGAGUUAAGCAAAGUUUAGAGGAAGAUUUGGAACGUGUGAUAAUAUCUGGGGUGAGUUAAGCAAAGUUUAGAGGAAGAUUUGGAACGUGUGAUCAUGUCUGGGGUGAGUUAAGCAAAGUUUAGAGGAAGAUUUGGAACGUGUGAUGAUGUCUGGGGUGAGUUAAGCAAAGUUUAGAGGAAGAUUUGGAACGUGUGAUAAUAUCUGGGGUGAGUUAAGCAAAGUUUAGAGGAAGAUUUGGAAGGUGUGAUAUAUUUGGUAUAUUUUUGGUGCAUGCUUGGUGUAUGUUUUGUGUAUGUUUUGGUACAUGUUUGGUGUACGUAUUGGUGUAUGUAUUGGUGAAUUUGUGAUGUAUGCAUUGGUGAAUGUUCAGUGUAUGUAUUGGUGAAUGUUUGGUAUAUGUAUUGGUACAUAUUUGGUGUACGUAUUGGUGUAUGUUUUGGUUAAUGUUUGGUGUAUGUUAUUGAAUGUAUUGGUGUUUGUUUGGUGUAUGUUUGAUGUAUGUUUGGUGUAUGUUUGCUGUAUGAUUGCUGUAUGUUUUGGUUAAUGUUUGGUGUAUGUUAUUGAAUGUAUUGGUGUAUGUUUGGUGUAUGUUUGAUGUAUGUUUGGUGUAUGUUUGGUGUAUGUUUGUUGUAUGUUUGAUGUAUGUUUGGGUUAAUGUUUGGUCUAUGUAGUUGUGAAUGUUUGGUAUAUUUUUGGUGCAUGCUUGGUGUAUGUUUUGUGUAUGUUUUGGUACAUGUUUGGUGUACGUAUUGGUGUAUGUAUUGGUGAAUUUGUGAUGUAUGCAUUGGUGAAUGUUCAGUGUAUGUAUUGGUGAAUGUUUGAUAUAUGUAUUGGUACAUAUUUGGUGUACGUAUUGGUGUAUGCAUUGGUGAAUAUUUGGUGUAUGCAUUGGUUAAUAUUUGGUGUAUGCAUUGGUAAAUAUUUGGUGUAUGCAUUGGUAAAUAUUUGGUGUAUGCAUUGGUGAAUAUUUGGUGUAUGCAUUGGUGAAUAUUUGGUGUAUGCAUUGGUGAAUAUUUGGUGUAUGCAUUGGUGAAUAUUUGGUGUAGGCAUUGGUGAACCUUAUGGUGUGUUGUACAGCCUACUAUACACUUGUGGAAUGUUUUGUGUCAAGUAAGCGAGUUUCAUCUAUUAAUGGCUUUCUCUCUUUUUUUUUGGAUCUUUAACGUAAAGCAUAUAGUUCACGGUAUAGGAUGAGUUGAUUAAAAAAUGCAGUUGUACCAGUGCAACGGUUAGAGUAGGACCUUAGAGUAGAACAGGAUCAGAGUUAGUAUUUGACUUUUUAGUUGGUGUAUUCAGUUACAGUUACUUUGGUUACAGUUAUAUGUCCUCAGUUAUAUGUCCUAUAGAAUCAUACUGAAAUACAAAGAUAAGAUUUAAAAAGCAAAAUUUAUGUUGCCUUCAGGGGUAAGUUUUUUGUUGUUAUUUUUUGUGUGUGAAAUACUGAACUUAUACUAAUAAAUCAUACCCUAGACCAGGAGUUCUCAAAAAUAUACGACCCAGUAGCCUAAUUUAUGGAUGGGACAGUCCCGAUGGCCGGCCACUUCCACAAGGGGGCAGUCUUAAGUUGUAUUUACGACUACUCUACAGCGGCUUGCAUCGCUUUACCAGGCCAUCAAUUGCGAAAAAAAAAAAAAAAAAUUAGAUUACACAAUAUAUUUUGUUAAAGCAUUUGCCAUUUUUUUUGUAGGAGGCGUAAUAAUGAAACUCAACACUGUUUUAGUGGCUGAAUUCAUUUAAUGAAAAGGUUAUGUUUUUAUACGAAACAACUUUCUGUGUGAGAGAAAUUAAUUUGACUACGUCUCAAAAUGGUCCGUUAGUCAACAAAACUUUCAUUGAGUUUUUUCCCCUCCAUAUGUUUGUCUGUGAUCGUUCGGGGAGAUUUUGUCUUGAUGGUGUUCUUUCUCAAAAUGUGUGUUGAUCACAAUGUUGUCGAGAAUGUUAUCUGAUACGCUCCGAAUAGUCGGAUAUUUAAUUCUGCAACCAACUUCCACUAUAAGCGUGUGACGUCCUGGUCACGAAGCUUCAGAAUUUCAUUUCCCUGCAUAUCAGCAGUUUACAAGCUGAAGAGAAGCUUGACUUAUUGUGGGAAAUAUCGGUCGACAAAAAAUAAUUUCCUGACAGCCUAGCAUAAUCUUUCAAUCGACUUGACAACUCGUUUUUUUAAAAAUUGUUCUGUGCUGGAAAUUAACAUUAGUUUAAUUGGAUCGAGAAUCACGCACAAAUGAAACAACAACUUCAAAACCGUUUGCCUUAGAAAAUAACACACAAUGGCCAAACAGCAUCACCAACAAAGAGUUAUUGGGGAGGAAAAGCCAAGAGUCUAUAGCGGAAUACAUUUGAAGGGUUCAAGGGAAAAAACCAGUGAUGUCAGUUUUUCAAAAUUUCUAUGUUAUCUCCCUUGUGGCUACAUUCCGUUUAAUAGAAUAAUAUGAUACAUAGGUCGAACUGAAAAAGCAGCGUACUCAAUAAAUAAAUACGUAGACAUCUUGAUAUUUUCAUACUUUUAUGAGGAAUUUUAAAACUUUAAAUUCAAUUUUCUCAAAACUCUCAAAACCUGUCAUCACUGGUUUUUCCCUUGAACCCUUCAUUUGAAUACAUUGUAAGUAGAAGAUGGAGUGGAUAGGGCAUGCUCUAACACGGAAUGCUCAGGGAAGAAGAAAGAAAAGAAGGCAUAAGAAUACAUGGGGACGCGAGCUAGAGGCAGGCACAAAAAUUAUUGGAUACACCUGGAAGCAACUGGACAAUGAAAGUACAGGACCGAUAUGAAUUGAAAUUCUUUUAGAACGGAAUUUGUUCCCGCGGGGGUAGGGGGGGCACAAAAGCAUAAGUAAGUAAAUAAUGGGAUCAAGCUGUUAAUCUUUCAUAUAAAUACGCACUUUAUAUGAAGAUACAACCGCAGACUUGAUUCCAGUUACGGCCAAAUGGUUCCAAAAUUCAUCUGAAAGGAAUAUUACAAUUCUGAUGAAGCUCCAUGAGCUAUGCAAGUUUCAUUGCAUCAUUUUAGCCAAUCUCCUGAUCAGUUUUGAACACAAAACUGAUUGGUGAAUAUUGCUGUGAUGUCAUCUCAAUUUCGGUUCACCUGGCUUAAGACAACUGGCAAGACAUUAGGUCAUUCCCUUUCUCAGAUUUUGGAACCAAAUUUUUUCAGAGAGAAAAGUUUCUGACAUCAAGUUCAUUUUAAGAUCCUUUAUAUUAACUUCCAUUUAAUUCGUGGCUGUCUAUCAAAAUCUUCGGACGGCUAAUUGACCCACUUCCCAUUACCCUACCAAGCAGAACACUUGGCACAUAGACUCUUUUCUGAUAACACACGUUCUUUCAGGAUUUCAACCACAACUCUUUAACCCCACCACCCCCAAAUCGAAAAAAUAUUUUAAAAAAUCAGUUUUUUAAUAUUUUUAAAUGAGAAAAUGAAGGAAAUAUGAUGACACUGAUGUCACGAAAUAAAAGUCCCGAUAACUGCGCUCAACGAGAUUGUAAAAACCAAGCGCGUUUAGUGCCUACUAUUUUCUUUUGUUAGUCUGAAAAGAGUUGUUGAAAUAAAUCUGCGGCGUAAAAGGGGGGCUAAUCUUUAGAAUACUACUAUAGUUCUGGGCCGUGAAAAGAAAUGUUUGGUUGCGGGCCUUUGCAGGGAGGCGGAGCACACAUUGGGAUUCUCGUCAAGUGCUCUCUACUUGUUGUAUGCGUGUUUUGUCAAAUUUUCAGUCCCCACCCCCAUUGCUCCAUCUUAAAUUUUAUAAAGGAUUUAUACGAAAAAUGUUUUUAAAAGUUACAAGUGUUCAAUUUUUUAAACAUUUUUAAAAGAGUUUUUUUUUUUAAUAUAUUGAGCUUUAGUCCCUUUGAAUGUUAAAAGGCCAAAAAAAAAAUAUCCUGAAACUAAAUAUGUAAAAAUUAUAUAGACAAACAAAGAAGCAAGGUUUAAUUCAUACUUUUAGUUUAAGAAAUGGUAUGGGAUUAAAUGUGAGCUAUUCGAUAUCUCAAAUGAUGUCAUUUUAGACCUAAAUUCAAUUUGUGAAAAUGUCUGAUUAUCAUUGCGUUUUUUAAUUUUUUUAUAAGGUUUAGGUAAUAAAAAAAAGUUUCAAAUUAUAAAUUUAAAUAACUUAAUGUCAAGCGUUUAUCUGUAAUGGACUAAUAACACGAGUUCUUUUGAAAAAAAAAAGUCUAACCUAUCUCUCAAAAUGUGUCGAUGUUCAUAUAUUUACCCCUUAAACAUUAUUAAUUAUAAGGUUAAUUACACCAAUUACACAAUUAAAAAAAAUAAAUAUAAUUCACAUUUUCAAUUUUAUGUCCUCAGGUGAACCACUGGCAGAGUCCCAACUUUUAUGCUUACUUUCCCACCGGUAACUCAUACCCAUCGAUGCUUGGCUCCAUGCUCACUGAUGGAAUAAGUACAUUGUGUUUCUCAUGGGUAAGUAUAUAAGCAAUGUGUUUCCCAUGGGGGAGUUUAUAAGCAAUGUGUACGCAUUGGUCAGUUUACACGUCAUGAAUUUGUUUAAUAUAAUUCACAUAUUGUGAGUUGAAUAAAAUGCAUUUUUUUUGGAUACAUGUUUGUCAAGUAACUGUAGUAGAUUAACGCAUAUUCGUCGCAAUUGUUUGUGGGCUUAUUUCUAUUAUUAAUGAUUAAAAGUGAUAUCUUUGAAGCAGGCCUGCACAACAUACGGCCAGUGGGCCGCAUGUGGCCCGCCAGCACCCUCUUUGCGGCCCGCGAAGUAACGAAAUAUUAUUUAUUCUUAUUAUUUUCUUAAUAGCUUUUCCCACCUGUCCUAUUUUCUUUUGACCCGCACAAGUCCUGUCCUAUUUUCUUUUGGCUCGCACAAGUUUUUCAAAAAAUAUUACGGCCAUGGGCACCAGCAGGGGGGGGGGAAGGGGGGAACUUGCCCCCUCCCCCUAGAUUGCUUGGAUAAAAUUUUUUUAGACAAAAUAGACAAAAAAAUUAUUAAAGUAAAGAGAAAAUAAAGAGAAAGUAACUAAGCUGAUGUCCUGUCCGUUCUUUCCCCAUACAAAUACGCUACAGUAAAUUAAAACUACAUUAAAACAUUACUAAAUUUUUUUUUGACCCAACCCCCCCCCCCGGAAAGUUAAUCGAUUUUUUUGGCCUCCCCCCCACCUAGAAAGUUUUCUGCGGGCGCCCAUGAUUACGGCCUGCCUUACAUUUUGAGUUGUGCAGGCCUGCUCUGAAGGAAUACAUUUAGUCGGAUGGUAUUUUAUCAGUCAAUAACAACGGGUUUUUUUUGUAUAGUUUUUUUAUUACCGCUGUAAAAACAAUUAACUAAACACAUUUUCUAAUAAGGAACGUAUUUAUAAUUUUUUAAGUUAUUAUGCAUAAGACAAGUGCUCACAAUGUCCCGUCUCAGAAUUCCUGCCCCGUCGGUACAGAGCUUGAGGUCACUAUGAUGAACUGGCUUGCUGAUAUGAUCGGUCUUCCUGACGCUUUUCAUUUUCACCCCGGUGGCAAAGGUGGCGGUGCAUUACAGGUAGUCCCAUGCUUUGCCCGAGUGGCUGUACAUUACAGGUAGUCUCAUGCUUUACCCGAGUGGCUGUACAUUACAGGUAGUCCUAUAGUUUACCCGAGUGGCUGUACAUUACAGGUAGUCCUUAGCUUUGCCCGAGUGGCUGUACAUUACAGGUAGUCCCAUGCUUUACCCGAGUGGCUGUACAUUACAGGUAGUCCUAUGGUUUACCCGAGUGGCUGUACAUUACAGGUAGUCCUUAGCUUUGCCCGAGUGGCUGUACAUUACAGGUAGUCCCAUGCUUUACCCGAGUGGCUGUACAUUACAGGUAGUCCCAUGCUUUACCCGAGUGGCUGUACAUUACAGGUAGUCCCAUGCUUUACCCGAGUGGCUGUACAUUACAGGUACUCCCAUGCUUUACCCGAGAGGCUGUACAUUACAUGUAGUCUACUGAUUUAAAUAUAUGAGAUGUAAAUCAUGAUGGCUAUCAUAAACAGACCCUAGUGUAACUGGUGGGCUGUGUUAAAAAUGCAUUAUAGUGGUUCAUGUUAUAGUGCAACCGAUACACAGGGGAAAAAAAAUUGUUAUGAAAGCAGCUGUUGUGAAUAAUGGUUAGUGAAUAGUGUUGCCGUUAAAUGGUUAAAUCAGAUGAGGAAAUCAGUAAAUGAUUAGAGUUUAUUAAUUUUUUUUAAAAAGACUUUUAUUUUUUUUUUCACUGGCAUUUCCAUCUUCUUGUCAAAUCGUAUUUUAUUUUGUAUACACACGUGACUCUACCAAUGAGUUGAUCGUCUGUCUCUUAAAGUGUUCACCUGGUUAACGGCAGCGGGGGUGGGGGGGGUUAAUGAAGGGGUGGGGGAAUAGUUGUUCCGAAGGCGUUAGGGGGCAAGGUUGCGGUAAGUUGGUUUGAGGGAGAAGGUGCGUUGGUGUGUGAUGGGGGAAACCCCCAAGUUAACCUCUGACUAUGCUUUACCUGAGUGGUUAAUACAGAGGGUUCCGUGAAAUACGCGCACACGACAAACGCGCGCACGAUAAUCGCGCACAGAAAAUUCCGCAAAGACAAAGCUGCGCACAGGAAAACUGUGCACACCGACUGUUGCGUACUCAGAAAAUUCAGUACACCGACUAAAGCGUGCACGGAAAAUUGCGCACACUGACAAUUGCGAACCAUGACAAUGGCGAACACAUUCAAAUGCGUAAAAUGUAAUUUUAAGUUGUAAUUGUAAAUUCAUUAAAGAGUUGAAAAGGUUGUUGUUGGUCAUCAGCGUAAAAGACUAGUCGGCAAUUAUAAGGGGCUAGGGUUAAAAAUACCCGGUAAUCAUUUUAAAGAAGAAAAACUAAUUUUUAAAAUUAUACUCAAAGACUAUACACACAUUUAAUAAUUAUAGUAGUAAUUAAUUAUCUACGUAACAAUAGAUUUAUUACACCAAAUGUUAAAUUUUUACUUUUAAAUUAUAGUCGCAAUAAGCAAAAUGACACCUGUAACUGUAGGCGUAAGCAGUGUUAUAUUUUUAAUUCCAUAGACAAUUAGUAGGCCUACGUUGGCCCAUAAAGUCGUAAUGAAGUAUUAUAAUUAUAGUUUAAAAUAAUCGUCCUAAGUAUUUUAGUUUUAUUAAUUAUAAUUUAAAAUAAAUCUUCCUACCCUUAGGCCUAGUCUAAGCCUAAUUAUGUUUCAUUAUUCAUUAUAGUUUAAAAUAAUGGUCUACCUUCUAGUGCCUAAGCCUAAUUGAGUUUCACAAAGUAGUUAAAAAUAACGGCCCUAAGUUAUAGCCUAUAGAAUGCUCUUUACGCAUAAAGAUAAUGCGAAUAUCAUAUACUUGCGAUAUUAAUAAGUCAAAAAAAAAAAAAAAGAAAAUAUUAGCCAAUUUUNAUGAAUUGUAUGUGAUGAUUUGUUGAAUGUUUUCCUUUGAAAUAAAAAAAAAACAACCUAUAAUUAUUAACAAUAGUUGAAUAUUUUAAAUUUUUGAGGGUUUGCAUGAAAUUUAAAAUCUUGUCUAAAUUACUUGAAUGUAGCUUGAAUGUGCGCUAUAAUUCUCAGAAAAAAUAUUUUCUUUCGCUAUUUAAGUUUUUUUUUUUUUUUUUUUGGUUAAAAUUAUGUUUAAAUUCAUUGUUUAUCAUACUGUCUCACUGAUUCGUAGACUUUUAUUUUUCCCAACAUUCUUUUGUGCUUGAUAGGAUACUGAACUGAACCAUGUUAAAUCUAAAAAUGUGGCUCAAAAUAAAUCUUAAUUAAAAUGUGCGCAUUUUUGUGUGUUCGCUAUUGUCAAGGUUCGCAAUUGUCCGUGUGCGGAAUUUUCUGUCCGCAUUUGGCGGUGUGCGCUGUUUUCUAUGUGCGCAACUCUCGGUGUGCGUUGUUUUCUGUGUGCGCAUCAGUCGGUGUGCGCAGUUUUCCUGUGCGCAAAUAUGUAUUUGCGGGUUUUUCUGUGCGCGUUUAUCGUGUGCGCGUUUGUCUAGUGCGCAUAUUUCUGGUCACCGAUACUGAGUGUGUGUUGAGACGACUUCUGGAAUGUCGUUACCACUUUUUAAUUCUAAAAAAAAAAAGGCAAAUACAAAAUUGAUAAUAAAAGGGUAAAUAAAAAAAGGACUUCCUAUCAAAGACGCGUUAAACGCCACGAAUCCUUUGGUUACAUAAUGUGCUCAUCGACGCUCUGCGAAAAUUUUCUUUGUAAAUGCAUGUUUAAACAUUUUUAAUUUUUUAAAAAUUUUUAAUGCGUUUAAACUCGUUUUUGAUGGACUGUCAUUAAAAAAAAUAAUAAAAUGGUUAUAGAUAUAUUUUUUUUUUUUACUCUCAGAUUAUACCUGGUUUAACUAUUGCAUUUGACAAUCCGGACACAGCCUUGUAAGUUUGGCUUGUACAAAACUAACAGAAAAAAAGGUUAAACAAACAAUCCUUCCAUAUAGUUUCUGGACCUUGCGGUUAAGCUUAUAACAGUGAGAUUCUUAUUUUUUUCCAGGGAUCAGCCAGUGAGGCAACACUGAUCGCUCUCUUGUCUGCAAGAAAUGUUACUUUGCUAAAUCUCAAAGAAAAGGAUCCGGCUCUGACCACUGGUCAGAUCAUUGACCGACUGGUGGCGUACACAUCUGAGGAGGUGCGAAGGAAUACUAACUUUCUUUAUCAUUUAAUAUACAAUGAAUAAUAUCUAUAGGGUCUUUAGCCUUCAAUAAACUCACCUGCGUCUUCAGCCUUUAAUAAACUCACCUGCGUCUUCAGCCUUCAAUAAACUCACCUGCGUCUUCAGCCUUCAAUAAACUCACCUGCGUCUUCAGCCUUCAAUAAACUCACCUGCGUCUUUAGCCUUCAAUAAACUCACCUGCGUCUUCAGCCUUCAAUAAACUCACCUGCGUCUUUAGCCUUCAAUAAACUCACCUGCGUCUUUAGCCUUCAAUAAACUCACCUGCGUCUUUAGCCUUCAAUAAACUCACCUGCGUCUUUAGCCUUCAAUAAACUCCCCUGCGUCUUUAGCCUUCAAUAAACUCACCUGCAUCUUUAGCCUUCAAUAAACUCACCUGCGUCUGCAGCCUUCAAUAAACUCACCUGCGUCUGCAGCCUUCAAUAAACUCACCUGCGUCUGCAGCCUUCAAUAAACUCACCUGCCUCUUUAGUCUUCAAUAAACUCACCUGCGUCUUUAGCCUUCAAUAAACUCACCGGCGUCUUUAGUCUUUAGUAAAAUAACCUGCAUCUUAGACUUCAGUAAACUAACCAGCAUCUUAGGCACGGUAAACUAACCUGCAUCUUAGCUUUCAAUGAACUCGCCGGCGUCUUUAGUCUUUAUUAAACUAACCUGCAUCUUAGCCUUCCGUAAACGAACCAACAUCUCAGCCUUCAGUAAACUAAUCCGCAUCUUAGCCUUUAGUAAACUAAUCCGCAUCUUAGCCUUUAGUAAACUAACCCGCAUCUUAGCCUUCAGUAAACUAACCCUUUAGUAAACUAACUAAUUAUAAAAAGUGUUGGACUGAAAUAAAGCUCCAAAAUAGAUUAAUAAGACACGAACACAUUUUAUCAAUAUAACAAUAUUAGUUACGCUUUAAUAAUAAAUAUACAUUUUACACAAGUAAACGUUUCGGCACAUGUCUUCUUCAGUACGAACAAAAAAACACAUUUAAAUAAGUAUAAAUUAAAUUUACAUAAUAUAAAUAUACAUAUCCUGCCUAAAUAAGACAAAAAUAGGAGAGGGCGCUAAAACCAGACAAAAACAAAGUAAAGAGGAAUAGAAAGGAAGUGAUUUGAACAUAAUUGUAAAAACCAAACAGGAAAAAGACAUGGAAGCUAAGCAAAAUUGCGGAUUUGGUUAAUUCCAUAUGGAGACAACGUACCAAAUCUUGUUAUUAAUUUGUUCUCCUUAUAGAUUCUAUCUGUAGUGUCUUAUUAAUCUAUCUUUAGUAAACUAACCAGCAUCUUAGCCUUCAAUAAACUAAGCCGCAUCUUAGCCUUCGAUAAACUGGACAGCAUCUUAGCCUUCGAUAAACUGGCCAGCAUCUUAGCCUUUAGUAAACUAACCCGUAUCUGAGCCUUCGGUAAACUAACCACAUCUUAGCCUUCAGUAAACUAACCAGCAUCUCAGCCUUCAGUAAACUAACAAGCACCAUAGCCUUCAUUACACUAACCUGCUUCUUUAGCUCUUAAUAGACUAACCUGCAAUUUUAGCUUUGAAUUUGCUAGCUAGAGAACACGUUUAAAGAUAUUUCAGAGAAAUCUGACACGCUUCACAAUAAAAGGCAGACAUUGUUAAAAAGUUGAUUUAUAAUAAAAUGUUGGCGAGUAGAGACCGACCGAACUUCGGCUGCGAUUUUGGCGCCGAAAGUUGCCAUUUGAUCACUAUCGGCCUAAGUUUCGAUUUAGGCCGAAACUUAAAAGUUAACUCUCGGCUUCAUUUCGGUUUCGGCCGAAACAGGAAAUCACUUUCGGUCCGCCUCUAUCCCUGAGUCAGACUGAAUCUAUCGAAAGGCGAAUUAACAUACAAUUUAAAGGUUUAGUCCUUUCUGAUGCAUUUAUUGUGAAAUUUGUUUUAGGGCCAUAGCUCUGUUCAACGGGCAGCCCUUUACGGCCUGGUAGAGAUGCGAAUCUUACCAGUCGAUGACAAAGGAGCUCUGCGUGGUCCAGUGCUGAAGGCAGCCAUAGAGAAAGACAUAGGUGCUGGACUUGUUCCUUUCUUUGUAAGUUGCAUGUGCAUGUGUGUCCAUUUCACCAGUCUUUACACAACGCUUUAAAUUAUAAAUAGAGAUUCCUUUACAUUAAAUCUGAGCAAACGCUUGGGCCUCGCGAAACCCCCGCGGUCUCAGGGGCUUCAAAGGUACACAAUUCCCAAAUUAUAAUUCGGAUAAAUGUAAAUGUAAAUGAUAAACAUAGAAAGCAAAAAAAAAAAGUGUGUGGGGGGGGGGUGUGGAAGCCGAAAAGUUGUUAAUAGGGCUCCAAAAGUCACGCGACGACUCCUCUGCAUUUAAUGAUUAGAAAAAAGGUAUUCAACCUAGGCUAAACAAUUUAUAGACACUGGCAAAGUGCGUCAUCCCAGAUAGAAUAACAUAAAGGGCGUCGACUUUAGACAGUUGCAAAGAGAAUCGACAAUAGACAAGAUAAACUUUGUCGUACGGUGGCCUUCACUUGUUGUACCAUUGUACAAUAUAUGGUGUCCUCUCUUAUGAUUGCAAUGAUACAAUUAAAUAACCACGCCGUUUUCACCCGGUGUAAUUUAUACGAUAUAUUUUAUUUUCUCCAAUUAUACAGUAAGGAAUAUAAUUCUUUUAAAUAUCAAUCACUGUAAGGGCGUCUACUCUAGAGGGUUGCAAAGAGAGUCCAGUGUAGACAGUUGCAAGCAGCUUCCAGUUUAGAAAGUUGCAAAGAGCGUCCACUUAUCGUACUCAAAGCGGGUUGCCUUCAGUUUUGACACGAUGUGCGCCGUGUGAAGACAUUACAAUUUAUUGACGUCCUCUCUUAAGAUUGCACACGAGUCCAUUAACCAACAGCGUCCUCUUCUCCAGGUGUGCGCCACCAUCGGUUCAACUGGCACUUGCGCGUCGGACGACCUAUCAGAGCUGGGCCCAAUAUGUAAGUGAAUUUGAAAAAUGGCUUAGUUAUUUGAGACAGCACCACGGUUUAUUAACAAAGUUAAUUUUAACAAAGCUCCUCUUGAAUUUUGUAUAACUUAAAAGAUUUAAAAAAAAAAAUAUUUAUAAUCAAAUUACGUGAUCUUAACCUGGUCUAGGCAUGACAUUUGCCAUGUCUGAGAUACUCUAAGCUUAACAGUAGCUGGGAAAAUUUUAAAGCUAAAAGUGAUGAAAUGUUUAAUGGAAGUCUUUUAAAUAAAGAUCAUCAUCUUCAUGGCACCCAUGCGGACCGGCUUGCGCACGGGGGAAGACAAUGGAAUUUCACCUCAAUUUCUGGGCUGCGUCUGUAUGGAGCUGUCAGAUUUAUAUAGCACGGACCUUGUCUAUAGGCCAAUUGAAAACUUAAUUGAAUGUAUACCUUUAAGAUAAGAUUAUAUUGGGUGGAUGAGCGGUUGAAACUGAGUCAAUCCUAUGCUUGAGUUCAAGCCCCAAAAUAAAUCGUAGACAAGCAAAAAAAAAAAAAAAAAAAAAAAAACAAAAAAAAAAAGCUAAAAAAAAAAAAAAAAAAAAAAAAAAAAAAAAAAACCCAAAAAAAAAAAAAAUCCUAAUGAAUGGGACUCGUUAACCGUGGAUGGCAUCUCAUCUAAUAGAAGACAAAAUCUAAAAUCAUACCCGGAGAUGGAGUCCCGUAGGUGGCAUGACAUUGCCACAAUGAAAACUCGGACAACUUAGUAACGCAGAAUGCAUAAAGAGCACAAAGAAAUACGUAAAAAGAAAACCGCUGGUCAUCCACUGCAUCCUGGUCUAUUUCUAAUCGUCCUGACGAAGUCUUGCCUUUUGAUCAAACAGGCAACGACGAGAGAGCGAGGCGGACGAAUUGAGCAACUCUGCCUCACUUAAAAUGAAAUACAGCUCAAGUCAAGGCUACAAUUCAAGUCGAAAAUUAUUCCGGUCAUCUUCGCGGGCUAAGGGCGAACAUGAAUAUGACAUGCAUCAAGACGGGCAUAUUUAUGAUUAUGAUAAUAACUGUUUCAAUAACACGAAAUUCUGUAAAUUUGCAAUGACAGGUAACCAGUUCGACAUAUGGCUGCACGUAGACGCUGCCUACGCUGGCAGUGCCUGCAUCUGCCCUGAGUUCAGGUAUCUGCUGAACGGCAUACAGGUGAGUUUGUUAGCAUUAAUUCUGUGAGACUUAUCUUUAUAUUUCGGCCAGCGUUUCCCAAAUGGCAGGGACGUGACCCGGUACGGGGCAACAACAUUACUCAUACUAGCGACAAACAUUGGCGGAAGCAAUGCGUGAACUUCCCAUCUACUAAAGUUACUUGACAAAACCGUGAACUCAAGUUACGCACAUUUAAAAAUGCCAAUUUUGCUACACCUCCCCCCCCCCCCUUUUUUUUUCAUGAUACGUCACUGCACACUUUUUAAUUUCACGCCCAUGAACUCUAUAAAUAUAGCUGGCCCGCGGCGUAGCAUACGUCGCAGAAUUGCUCGCUGGCUCAGAGCUUGUUGGGGUGUGCACAUGGCUGACAAGCGAGGGUGGUGCAGGAGGGGGGGACGGACGUUAGUUCCACCGCAAGGCAAGGGGACGGUUUGCCUGCUUCUUGCUUGCUAUGGCGUAUCUAUAUAUAGCCUGCAUGGUCAUCGUCUUCUUGCUUGUCUUACUUUCUGUCGGAUUAUAUAUAUAUAUAUAUAUAUAUAUANAUAUAUAUAUAUAUAUAUAUAUAGAUACUGGGUCAUGAAUUAUUUUUUCGAAUGCAAGCUCAGUUUUUUGCGCCCCCCCCCCACCAUUAAAUAUCGCCAGAUGCAUGGAAUGUGUGGACCAGUAAUCAGAGAAUUUUUUGGAUCUGAGAAAAAAAAAGUUAGCUUCCUUUUCUCCAAACCUGAAUUAAAAUUUAAAAUAAAUUAAACAAAAAAAGUCUCACACUUCCCAUUAAUCAAUGCUAUACCAGAUUUUUUAAAUAGUCCAUGCGUUUUUUCUAAAUUGUAAUUUAUACUAAAGUGGAUUAAAUUUAAAUUAAAUUGUAUAGCCCAGAAAAGUUAUCACCCUUUUAAUGGGUCAAGGAGGAAAAGUAUAACACUAUAAACGGACCACGCAAAAAAGAAAACUUCGGGUAACGCUGCAUUAGGUGGAAAGGAAGUAUUUGAACAUUUAUGAACUUUCAUGUUCAUGUAUUGCCUCGUUCAUUUUGUUUAAUGCUACUCAAAUGCAGGGGGUCUCCAAACUACAGCCCGCGUGCCGCAUGUGGCCCACGAUUCCCUUUCAUGCGGCCCGUAGAGAACUUUUUGUCGACGGAAAAAAAUUUCGGAAAUUUACGUGUAUCCUGCCAAGAUCAGCCGCCGCUUGCAUGGGUGUGAUGUUUUUACCGCAUUGAAAUAGAGGCGCGCAGUGGUGCGUUAUGUUUUACAACCGAUCAGAACAUUGCAAAACAAAACGUCAUUCGCUGCUUAGUCUUUCUCCUACCGUUCACAGUCAAUGAGAUGAUCUAGCGCCAUCUACGCGGCAGAGUUUGUAAAUGGUUUGCUGCGUGUUCAAGACUUGAUGAUUUUGAUCACAGUUUGACAGUUGCCGUUGACUGCUGCGAUGAGGAGGUGUUGGUGUCAGUUAGCGUCUGAUUGCGUAACAUGUUGCACUCUAUUUUUAUUUAGUGAUAAUUGCCUUCGCGUAAUUACUUAUCACUGUGUUUAAAGUAUUAGGAAUGUCGUUACUUUAGUAAGAAUUUUUCGAAUAUUCUAACGAGGAAAAAUGAAAAGCAACAAUCUCUCUACCAUAAGGGGGCUUCCAUUAAUAACAUUAACAAAAUAGGGGGGGGGGGGCGGGAAGGGUUUGGCAAUGCUUGACAGCUAAUGACAGGGGGAGGGAGAGGGAUUUAGAGUAGUUGACGUCAACAAUCAUGUUUUCUCUAUUAAAAUUUUAAUCUUAAAAAUUGACUGUUAAUUAUUACAUUAUUUUAAAAAUUUCCAUUAAUAACAUUAACAAAAUAGGGGGGGGGGGGCGGGAAGGGUUUGGCAAUGCUUGACAGCUAAUGACAAGGGGGGGGAGAGGGAUUUAGAGUAGUUGACGUCAACAAUCAUGUUUUCUCUAUUAAAAUUUUAAUCUUAAAAAUUGACUGGUUAUUAUUACAUUAUUUUAAAAAAUUUAUAAGUGUAAAUGAGUGUAAAUAGUCAUAUAAUUGUUAUGCCGUUGAUAUAUCUUUGCACACUAUAUUCAGGUAAGUUUAAUUUAAGAAAUCAUACAAAAUUUUAAAAAUUGUUUCGGGUCAUGUGCAGCUAUAAAUGCGACGAAAUUAGUUUGCCUUAUCAGGUUCUUUGAGCGAUAUUUUUUGCUAGAUAUUUUCAGUUUCACUAUUUAUUCAUGUUUAAUUCACUUUAUCUUAUUUCCCAGCGAUGGCCGAUUAGAGGAAAAUAAAAAUAGACGAUGAGUGUCGGGAAUUUCAAUAAGAAUGGUGUUUGAAAUACUUCUUCAUCAAAUCCGGCGAGAAAGCAUCGUGUGUGAUUUGCAACGAAACCGUGGCUGUGAUGGAAGAAUACAACCUGCGCCGUCAUCAUCAAAGUAAAGAUCAGGAAAAAUAUGCACAAUAGGAGGGUCAAGUCCGUGCUGAAAAUGUUUCUAAAUUACGAAAUCAACUCACAUCUCAGAGGGCAUUGUUCAGUAAAUCCUCAAAUGAAAAAGAAUCCUUAACUAAGGCCAGUUAUAAAGUUGCACACGUCCUGGCUAAAAGUUGCAAACCGUUUACAGAUGGUGAAGUAGUGAAGAAAUGUUUGUUGGUGGUGGCUGAGGUCAGACAAGUCAAAUUAAUUUGAAAAUGUAGCUUUGGGUACAAAUACAGUUGCCCACCAUGUUGCAGACAUGGGUGAAAAACAUUGUGACUCAAAUAGCGAAAAAGACAAGCAAGUUUCGCCCUUUUUUCAUUUACAAUGGAGGAAUAGUUGGACAGCUGUUCCACCUCUCAACUGCUUGUUUUUAUUAGAGGUGUGGAUGAAGACAUGAACAUAAAACAAGAACUGGCUUCCCUACAUAGUAUGUAUGGCACUGUCACCGGAAAGGAUAUUUUCAGUGAGUUGAAAAAAACAUUUGCUGAUUAUAACUUGGACUGGACUAACCUCAGUUGCCUGACUGUUGAUGGAGGAAAGAACAUGAGUGACAUAAGGAAAGGCUAGGUUGGACGAGUGAAGCACGUGUGUAGUGAGAAAAACAUUCAUAAACAAUAUUCCUUCACUGUAUGAUUCACUGGCAAUCUUUGUGUGCUAAAUAUGUGGACAUUAGCAGUGUACUGAAUCCUGUGGAAAUUAUGAUGAAUUUAAUAAGGUCACAUGGGCUCAACCGUGGACAGUUCAGAGACCUGUUGAAAGAUACGGACACAGAAUCGAAAGAUUUACCAUAUUCCACAGCAGCAAUAAGAUGGCUAAGUUGUGAGAAAGUUCAUGAGCAGAGUAUUUAAGUUAAGAAAGGAAAAAAGGAAAUAGGUGACACACUGGAAAGUAAAGGCAAGCCACAGCCAUUACUGUCUGAUGAAGAUUGGGUGUGGAAAUUGGCAUCUGUUGCAGACAUAACUAGUCAUUUAAAUUUUCUUAACCCGAUUUUCGGCGCCCAGGAGAGGGAAAUCUAGUUUCUGAUCCAUCCACCCACCUUCAGAUCCAAACUCAUCUUGUUUUUUUUUUUUUUGAACAAGUCAGUACAGAGCAACGACUUGGCACACUUUCAGCAGUGCAAGGUCUUCAUAGUUGAAGCAACAGCGUAGUUCCCCAUGCGAGAUCAUCAAAGACCUCCUGCUGCAGUUUCAGCAGUGGUUUUAUAAUUGGAUUCAACCCAGAAGAAGUGAGAAUGUUUCAAAACCCAUUUGAAGCAGAUCUGGCCAGUUGUCCAGAUGAACUGCAGCUGGAGGUCAUUGAGUUGCAAGCAAAUGACCUCCUAAUGGACAAAUUCGAAGAACGACUGGUGGGUUUUUCCAGUUUUUGCCCAAGGAAGACUUUCCUAAUGUCAAAACUUUUGAUUCAAUCUUUGACACAACAUACCUGCGUUAACAAACAUUUUCAAGAAUGAAAUACGUGAAGAACAAUUUGAGAACAAACAUGUCCGAUGAAAAUCGCAGGUCACUGUUGGUGUUAGGGACAUCAAAUCUAAAGCCAGAAAUGUCUGCUAUUUUGGCAUCCAGGAAACAAUUUUACCAUUCCCACUAAUACAUGAAUUAUGUAUUGUGUUGCUUAUGGUUGAAAUGGCUAGAAAGACUUUGCAAAUGUAUGCCUGUAAUUAGUUUUUGUAGUGUUGCGUUUGUUUUAAAUGUGGUAAGUUAUAGAUUUGUUUUUUGUUGACUUUGUACCGCACUUCGAGCCUUUGGGGAUGAAGCGUGUUUUUGAAAUGAACUUUAUUAUUAUUAUUAUUAUUAUGAAUUCAUUUGUAGUGCUUCGAUGUGUUAUCAAAUAAUAGCAGAAUUAAAUACUAUUAAAAAAAAAUAAUUAAAAACAGCAUCAAUGUUUUGAUUCUUUUUUAUUUGGACCUGGAGUUUGGUGUCGGCUCUUUGGCAUUUAGUGUGUAGUCGGCCCCCGAACUGCUUUUAGUUAAUGCGGCCCUCGGGCUGUAACGUUUGGAGACCCGUGCUCUAAUGUGAUGGUAAUUGGGGAGGGAUUGAGCGUCGAAUAUCGAGAGUUUUAAAAGCGUGUCCACUAUAGAAAGUGGAAAAGAACGUGAACUAAAAACAUAUGCAAAUCGUCCAUUUUAGACAGUUUCAUUUUUUAAGACCUCUUAAACUAAUGGACGGAUGGACUGAUCUAGCAAUGUGUAAAUUGUAUUGUAAAAUGAAUUGUUUCUUCUGAUAACCCACACGUGGCUCAUUCAAUCUUUCAUUCUUGACAUAGCACGUGACGUCAUUCAACUUUGACCCCCACAAGUGGCUGCGCGUCAACUUUGAAUGUUCAGCCAUGUGGUGAGUUGCCCAUUUUGUUAUGGUCAGAUGAUUGUAAACGGAAGACAGUUAACUGUAGGCACUUUGUUUCAGUUUGAAGUGUUACCUUUUAAAGAAUUGUUCCCUUAGUUAGGUCAAGAAUGCUUCUCAAUCUAAACACGUGACCCGAAUUGUCGGAUAUACUGAACUCCUGCCGUAAGGUAAGAUUUAUUUAGAGUAGUCUACAUUACGGUGGUCCUCAAAUGGGGUUGAGACUUUGUUUCCAACUCAAACUCACGGUAUCAGUGAUUAUUUCAGAAAUGUCCCUCCCGGGGAUGCAUUUCUGAUUUUUUCGUUGGGGGGGGGGGCAGUGCCAGAUGCGUAACGAGGAGAGGGCAGGGGGGAUAGAUGUCCCUGGGCGCCAUGUAGUUAGGGGCGCCAAAAUAAGCUUUGAGAUUAUUUUAUUGAUCAAAAUAAUGGCCUUGAGUGUUUCCAACUCAAACUCACGGUAUCAGUGAUUAUUUCAGAAAUGUCCCUCCCGGGGAUGCAUUUCUGAUUUUUUCGUUGGGGGGGGGGGCAGUGCCAGAUGCGUAGCGAGGAGAGGGCAGGGGGGAUAGAUGUCCCUGGGCGCCAUCUAGUUAGGGGCGCCAAAAUAAGCUUUGAUAUUAUUUUAUUGAUCAAAAUAAUGGCCUUGAGAGUUGAAAAAAAGAAAAAGGGGCGCUUUAAAAUGGAUCUUGUCCUAGGGCGCGAAUCUUGUCCCUGGGCGCCAAACACCCUCGCUACGCCUCUGGGCAGUGACAGCAGUGCCAGUUGUUAUAUUGUUGGACAUAAUAAUAAUAAUAAGACGUCUUAUAUAGCGCGGUACCCCAGCCUAGGGCUGGGCUCACCGCGCUGUACAUAAACAUUUUAUCAAAAGAGACAUAAUCAUGACAUUAAAAUAAAAUAUUUUUAUGAAAAAAAGAACAGCAAUGUAUAUUCACCCACCCCACCACAUAACUUUUACAAGACACACCAUGGACGGCAGCCAGCAAGAUCAUUUAUUUGUUCCGGGGGGGGGGGCACUUGGCCCCCCCCUCCGAGAUAUACCUGAAAGAAACCCUUCCAGGUAUGCGAUGGGAAAUUACUACUAACGAUAGUGUACCUUGAAGGGUUGAGAAUCGGUCUACUCUUCAUAUACGGUUAAUAAUAAUCCUAAACAGUAACUUUUACUGGACUUGCUUCUGUACAGGCUUGCUUCUUCGCGCAGUAACACGAUACGUCCACAGGGGUUAAAUCGGAAAAGCAGAGGCGUAGGAAAGGGGGAGGGGGUUGAGAAAGGGGAAGGUCCUAAUCGAGUUGAACUUUUUUUCCUUAUAUUGAGGUGUGCACCAUCUGCACAUUGCAGAAGUGAUUUUUUUUUGUUUUUUUUUUGUUGAAUGGGGUGGCAAGAAGUUGGCACGCCCUGGGUGGUACUAAACCUAGCUACUGGUAUAACGAGGUCGGAAGCCGUCGGCCACCGUUUCUCCUUAAGUAGAUUAGAUUAGACCAGGUCAGCACAACACACGGCCCGCCGGCCGAAUGCGGCCCAUCAGCACCCACUUGGCGGCCCGCGAAGUAACAAAACAUUCUUUAUUAUUAUUUUUUCUUAACCGCUCCCCCCCCCCCCGUCCUAUUUUCUUUGGGCCCGCAAAAGUUUUUCAUAAAGUAUUACGGCGGCCCGUUUUUUUGGUACAUUUUGAGUUGUGCAGGUCUGGGUUAGUGUUGUGAACGAGAUUGGUGUGAAUGUUGGGUUGGGGGGGGGGGAGUGUUGAUCGUGAGAGUGUAUUGUGAGUUGUUGAUCAUGUGGUCGGAGCGUGAAGUUGGUGCGUGCUAUUGAGUUAGUGUAUGCCGAGGUUUUGGUGUGGUGAUUCAAAAGGGCUGUUUAGUCGUGAGCCGAGUCGUUGGUAAGAGUAGAACAGAGAGACAAGUCGUUCGUUAGUGAGAGCUGUGACAAUGUGUCGAGAAGAGUUGAACCGAUGCGUCCGAGUCCAGAGUAGAGUCGAGAGACAUAGUAUUUUUGUAUGAUGCACGGUAUGGCUUGUUGCCUCAGGAUUGUAUUCUUCUGCUGGAUGAACCGUGUAGCAACUGUGCUUUGUACCAAGUGGAUGUUUCAGUACAUGUAAAUAAAUACCUGAUUUGAAAUGGACUAGUCGGUGUUUGAGUUGCUUGACCGAGAGAGAAAAGAGAGACGAGAAUUAACCCUAAGGUCUGACACUAGGUUAGACAUCCGAGUAGUCACCAUCGGAGGCUGUACCCCCCCCCUCCCCCAAUUUGACAACGGGAGAAGGCUGUAACAUUAGAGAAGGCCGCAUCAUUUGAGAAGGCCGCAACAAUUAGACUUUAAGGUAGUAGCGACAUCGCCAUGAGCACGCAUGUUCUCAAAACUCUUUUUAACUACAGUUACAGGCGUGUGUUCUUAAAAAAAUCCAUUUUAGAAGCACCGAAACUCCCGUUUCUAACUCUUGCUUUAAAUAUUUUUGCAUGUAGGGUCAAGGACACAUCCCUUAUCAGCGACGGCCACCAAGUGUCUCCGGUUUACUUAAAAGAUAAAAAGGGAAACAACAACAACAUACCGGAGUUCAGGGUAUAGCAACACGAUAGUGUAGUUAAAUGACCAUAUUUCAACUUUUAUGACAUGAUAUUGGUGGGUGAUAAGGAAAUUUGUGAGUAAAAUGUUAGGCGAUGUGGUAUGGGGGGCGGGGGGGGGUGGUGGGGAGUUUGUUAUAACCUGUUAGUUUUGUUUUGGUUUGUCCUUUAUUUUUGUUCUAUUGCAACCAGUUUAAAGAAAUAUUUUAAGAGUAUUAAUUUUUUACUUAAUUUUAAAUGACCAUAUUUCAACUUUUAUGACAUGAUAUUGGUGGGUGAUAAGGAAAUUUGUGAGUAAAAUGUUAGGCGAUGUGGUAUGGGGGGCGGGGGGGGGGGUGGUGGGGAGUUUGUUAUAACCUGUUAGUUUUGUUUUGGUUUGUCCUUUAUUUUUGUUCUAUUGCAACCAGUUUAAAGAAAUAUUUUAAGAGUAUUAAUUUUUUACUUAAUUACAGUAGAGUUUUUGCUAUCAUGUUCUUUUUUUUUUAUUUAAAGAAAAACAAGUUUUUUAAUUUGUUGUACGGCUGUAUUAAACACUCACGAAUGUGAAAUAUAGCCCCUAAAAAUUCCACCUAAUAUAUUUCCUCUAGUAAUUCCAUAUAAAAUAUUGUGCCCUAAAAGUUCCACCUAAUAUAAUUGUAUCUAGUAAUUUCAUCUAAAAUAUUGUCCUUGAAAAUUUACCUAAAAUAUUGCCCUAACACCUCCACCUAAUAUUGCCAAUAAAAAAUUCCACCGAAAAUAUUGCCCCCAAUAAUAACACCUAAAAUAUUGCCUCUAAAAAUUCCACCUAAAAUAUUGCCAAUAAAAAUUCUACCUAAAAUAUUGCCCCUAAAAAUAAAUUUCACAUAAAAUAUUGCCAAUAAAAAUUCCACCUAAAAUAUUGCGCACAAUAUUCCACCUAAAAUAUUGCCAAUAAAAAUUCAACCUCAAAUAUUGCCAAUAAAGGCUCCACCUAAAAUAUUGCUUAUCCGAAAGCAAGAUGUAUCAGAUUUCCGAAUGUCAGCUAAGCAUGUCAAAUAUAUUUUUUCUUGAUAGAAGACUAGUCUAUUUAUUUCGAAUUUUUAUAAUAAAACAUGUUUUUAUGAGGCCUUAAUUACAUAUUGUUAUAAGUUAGCAGUGUUCAACUUAUUUUUUUAAAAUUUAUAAUUCUUAUUAUUGAUAAUACAUUACGAAUUAACCAAAAGAAAUAAUUCUCUUUUUAAAAAAAUCAUACUUUUACAUGUAUGAAACAACAUCUCACUAAGGGACGCUACUUGCAUUUUCAGCAGAUAGCGCUUAGCUCGGUAGCUGAAUGCCAGAGGGUCAAGUAGCCUGAGGCCUAUCGUUUAUAAAAAUAUUGUUCCCAUAUUCAUGCGCGUAUUAUCCAAAACCAUAACUUAAAAAUUUUUUUUGGUCAUUAAUUUCUAACAUGAUAAGGGAUUAUAUUAUAAAGUAAGUUACACUUAAUUAUUGUAAAUUACUGCUAGAAAACAAAUAAUGUAAUUUAUUUACGAAUAAGACCGUGGUUAAUAAUUAUUUACAGGGUUGUGGAACACACUGACAAUUUGAACAGAAUAAAUGGCGUCUCUAUCUGACUUUAUGUUCCAGCACUGGCAGGUCCCAUUGGGCAGACGGUUCCGGUCUCUAAAAGUAUGGUUUGUCCUCAGAAUGUUUGGUGUCAAAAAGCUUCAGGAUCUCAUAAGGAAGGUAGAUACCACUAAACAAUCGAUGAUACAAAAAUCAUGGGUUGGCGAUUUUAGUCAGUAUCAAAUUAUUGCAUUACUUCGAUUAAAAAUUGUAUAAUUAUUAUCUAUAGACAGCCGUACUGUUGGUAACGUAAGCAAUGACUUUUUUUGCCCAUUGCAAAAUUUUAUUUCUCACUGCCGAUUUCAUACUCCCAUUGAGUUUAAAGGGCCAUAACAAUUUUUUAAAACAUAUUAGUGCAGCAAAUUUUAGCUCUGUUCUCUUCUUGAACUAGAAAAUGCGUUAUCAUUAGUGACAAUCAAACUGAAUCAAGAACCACCCCCCCCCCCCCCCCCCCCCCCCCCAAAAAAAAAAAAAAAAAAACUCGCUCCGUCAAUAUAAAUCAGCGGCUCUCAAACUAUUUUAGGGGUCGAAAUACCCUUCUCCAGGAUUCGCUUCAGGCCAUCGGAAAACACCUGAAGUACUUUGCGGUUAAGAAGUAGCAACGAAAAAAAAUUUGUGAUUUGGGGUUGCCACAACACGAGGAACUGUAUUAAGGGGUCCCGACAUUAGGAAUGUUGAGAACCACUGAUAUACAUUAUAUGAUAAAAAAUGGGUGAAAAAUUAUGAUUUAAAAAAAAAAUUUAUGACUUUUUUUCAUUAACUUAAAUUGCAAUUAUACAUUAUUUUACAAAUAUUCGAUUGCUUUUUGUUAAAUAAAGAAGCAACUGUCUUAUUUAUUCCAUAGACUUGUUGGAGAAGGUAUGCAUCGUAUUUUACUGUAUUUUCUCGUUAAUUUUAGGAUGUGGCAUUGGCCAAGUUGUUUGAAGAAUGUGUCAAAAAAGAUGAGAGGUUCGAAAUGGUAAGGGAAGUCACCCUGGGGUUAGCAAGUUUUAGACUGAAGGUGAGUUAUCUUCCUAUUUUCCUUCCAUGUUUUAAACUGAAACGUCAAGACUCUCUUGUCUAUCAUCUCUGGGUUUGUGACAUUUUACCAGAAGUUUUGAUAUAAAUCGAUUAAAAUGGUAACUUUUUUUUUAAAAAUAGGAAUUAUUUAAUGGAUUAUCCAUAAUGAAUUUCCUUUAAACCAUGGAAAGAUAUCGCUACCCUAAAAUCAUUCAUGAAUUUGAUGCCGAGGUCCACGUUUAUCUUGCCGCAUACACACAAUUUAUGAUAAUAACAUAAUCGAAUGAUUACAUAAUUUAUUAGCCUAAACCAUAUUUUGUUGUUUAAAACUUGAUCAGGGUGACAAUGACGUCAAUGAAAGACUCGUCGCCAAGAUCAACCUGGACAGAAGGAUCCACCUGGUUCCGUCUAAGAUCAAAGAGACAUUCUUCCUACGGUUCGCCAUCUGCGCCGUGGACGCCCAAGCGUCCGAUGUGACGUACGCCUGGGGCGUUAUUCAAGAACUGGCCGACGCAAUAACACCCGUCGUCAAAGGACAUUAAUCAAAUGGUCAAGCGCCGAAUUGAUGCACAUUGGAUCAAUCAAUAUGUUAUAUUUUAAUGACUAUCAUUCUUUUUUUGUUUGUUAAGUUUUCUUUUCCAUUCAAUGUGAUGAUAAAAUUAUUUUCCAUAGUCAUACAUCGACUUCCUUUCGUCGAAUGUAAACUUAGUAACCUCAGUUCCUCGUAUUAAAACAUACAUUUCAUAUCUGUUAAUCCGUCAGUCAUUUGUGAAC
Lymnaea stagnalis (great pond snail) is the source of this 23829-nucleotide messenger RNA. Lineage: Eukaryota; Metazoa; Mollusca; Gastropoda; Lymnaeidae. The record is from the annotation of a GenBank genome assembly.